Drosophila virilis is the source of this 2033-nucleotide messenger RNA. RefSeq lists its product as uncharacterized. NCBI's taxonomy places the organism in Eukaryota, Metazoa, Arthropoda, Insecta, Diptera, Drosophilidae. Gene Ontology annotation, biological process: regulation of transcription by RNA polymerase II. Gene Ontology annotation, molecular function: DNA binding. The record is from RefSeq and is a predicted model, not a curated record. Gene Ontology annotation, cellular component: nucleus; transcription regulator complex.
CUGAUAGCUUUGGUAGCUCUAAAACUGUAAUUGAGCUACUUUAAAACUGCACAUUUCAAGCUGUUUUGCUAUUUCCUUGCCUGACUCUAAACUGUAACGCAGUGACUUUCAAACCAUUCAUAUUUUAGGAAUAUACAUUAGUGUUCCUUUUGAUGAUAGCUUGGUCGACUCGAAAACUGUGGACUCUUCAAGCUGUAGGCCAACAAGCAAUGUCUCUCCAACUGUAACUAAAGGCAUUGUGGUUAUGAGACGAAUCAGGGGGUUGUAUUAUAUAGAUAUGUAGUCAUAGAUAUGUAUCUAUACAUAUAAAAACCGGUAAGCGGCAAAAAUGUUCCGUUCCCCGCCCAUAUGGCCCUUUUAACUCUGUGAACAGAGUAUAAGUAGUUGCCUUUUGCCUCGCAAUGUGUCCAAAUACGCCCUGUUAUCCAAGUAUUGCCAAGUAUUGCAUUCAACGGGUCAAACCAAAUAAAAUACCGCUAUAAAAUACCAAAAUGUCAAACAUUUUGACACAUAUCGAUAUCGGUUAUCGAUAUCGUUGAAACUCGCAAGUGACAUAUCUGACCGUGACUGGAACUUAGAAAGAAAACUUUUUGGCCAAACUUUUUGCGGCCAGCGAAAGAUUUUCGUGAGUCCAUAGAGUUCGGAUAAGUCUGACAAAUAAUACCCAUUGAUCUAGAGUGCAAGGGAUAAGGUCAGCUUUAAGGCUUUGCUGCGAGAUUUUCAUAUUUCCUUUGUUCGCCCCAACAAGCCGCCAUUUUGACGGACAAGAAAUCCUUCGACAGAUUCGACAGAACUGUAAAGAAUAGUUAAUGGACUCUGAACUACAAUAAAUACUAUUGUUUCCGCAACAACAGUCGAGCACGUGAAAAUGGAACAGAACGGAAAAGUAACGAAAUUGAAUAGAAAUCGCGUACGCAAAUGCAUCGUGGAUUGGAACAGUCGUGUGGUGCAGGCUCUCGUCGAGAAUGUGCGAAAGAACGAGAACCUGUGGAAUCCGCAUCAUUGUUUCUACAAAGAUCGCAUCAUAACGCGAAAUGCUUGGGAGAAUGUUUCGGCUGCCAUCGAUGUACCGAAAAGCGAGGCAAUCCUAAAAUGGCAUUCCAUACGUUCCAGCUACAGAACGCAUUUGAAAAACCUGCAGGAAUUCAGAACCGGACAGAUUGUCAAGGACAAGAAACCAAAUCCAUUAUAUUCAGCAAUGUCCUUUCUCGAUUCUGUCAUGAAAUUUCCGCCCACGACACCCCAACUGAGUACGCAUCCAGCAAAUAAACAGGCCGCAACAUAUGAGACAAGCCGGAAACCCUUUCAGCUGCGAGCUAGCGAUAAUAUCUGGGAUGGCAGCCUGAGGAAAAUGGAGCCCAUCCAGGCGUUAAUUGCCGGCAAAUUGAUUAGCAGCGUUCUCAUCCAAGGCCAACUGGGCCAAUUGAGCAUGAGCAGCAAUAUCGCGCAUAAUACUCCCAGGCUGUUCGAAUCGUAUCAACUACCCCGUAUUGGAUGUCCGACACUCAGAAGCGUUGAGACCUUGGUGGAAUUGCUGCCAAACAACAUACACUGCCGCUGCUUAAUGUGCGGCGCUAUGAUGGCAUAUCAAUAUGAUAACAUAAGAGAGCAUUACGAGAGCUACCAUCCGAAUAUGCCCGUUAAUCAAGACGCAGCAAGCAGCAAUGCGUCGACUGCAGCCACCGCGCCAAGCAGCACGAGUCAAAGUCAAUGCAAUCCAAUGUGCGCUCUUUGCAGAAUUGCGCGCUGCGACGGCCGUGCAAGUGGAAGCGAGAGGCAACUAACUACGCUGGCCUGGCACCGGUUCAUAAAUUGGUUCCUGCUCUGGUUUGGCUCUCAGCUGUGCGACGUUUCUCGUUCAGUAAACGAACGAUACUCAAGUACGACGCACGCUUUGCUGUUGUUUUUUUUUUUGGUUUUUUAGUUGUUCAUUCUUCCAUCUCAACAAUAUAUCUGUUGAAUAUGUCGCUAAAGCGUUAUAAAAAUCCAGUCAACAAUCAUUUCAUAUACAACGAUGAAAUCCGCAAAAGCAC